Molecule: messenger RNA, 1393 nt
Organism: Penaeus indicus
Lineage: Eukaryota; Metazoa; Arthropoda; Malacostraca; Decapoda; Penaeidae
Exons: 3
Coding region: 1-654 (217 amino acids)
Source: RefSeq, a predicted model, not a curated record
AUGAAAGACCUUAUACAAAUACCCAGGUCUGAAGAGGAAGACCCAGCUGAUGUUAUAUCCCGUGAACUGAAGCAGAUGGAACUGAGAGAUGCACAAGAGUCUGCAAACAGUGAGAGAGAAAGAAGCAAUGAAGGAAGAGGCAACAGCUCUACACAUCGAGAACACUCAGGAAAUGAACAGAAGGCCACCAUUCAGAAUCAAGUCCCCAGCCAUUCUGCGCUUGAUUUUGGGACAAAGCGCAUUCAGAUGUUAGAGUUACGGCGGUUAAGGAACGGUGAAGUCAGAGAGCCUUUUAAACCAUUUAGACGACUUGAACAUCCUCAGCCUCUUCCUGAUAUCCAAAAUAUAAUAGAUAAUCAUAGACCAAAGUCAGACCGCCAAGUCAAACUGAUAUCACUACAGGAGUCUAUAACCCUAGAACGUAGCUAUCUCUCCAAAAUGAAGGAAAGAGAGAUGAAAAAGACAGCGGAAGCACUUGCACAAAUGAAAAAUACAAAAUUGGAAAUUGGUUUACCUCCCAAAACAUCAUGUUUGAAGUACAGGGAUGUCAAUGUUGAUAAGCAUCUCUUGGACUCGGAUGAAGAGGACAAUUGCUACUUACCUGCUCACACAGAUGAUUAUGAUGAUGACGAAGAAGAAAUAUACGCUGAUUGAUUGUUACCACAUUUAAGAUUAAAAUGUAGUAUACCACAAGCAUACUGCAUGAUUAACCCUCUGGCUUUAUGUCCCAUCUCAACUUUGAACAACUGAGCUUAUUUUGUUAAUUUGAAUCCCCAUGCACACAAAAAAUGACCACAGAUCAUACAAAUGUAGAAAGCAUGUGUUACUGAUUACUGUCCUUAUAGAGGUUAUAGUUUAUGGUAAAAAGUACAGUGCAAAGAGAAGCAGGUACACAGUUCUAGCCAGGUUUUGUAGAAGUAGAAGUCAAACAUUUAUGUUUACACCUGGAUGCUAUGCACUAGAUGGGCAAGGCUAAGGGUGUCUCUGUGGAAAAUAUUAAUUUUGAAUAAUGUGUGAACAUAUUAUUAUAAAAAUUAUAAAAAAAGGAAAAUGCAAAAAGAUAUAUACUAUAUUACAGAUAUCUUUAUUUUUUUUAUCAUAUAUGCCACUUCCUGCACCUUUAGGCAUAAACAAAUGUUUUAUAUGUUUUCAGGUUGAAACAUAUUUGUAAAAUAUGAAAAUUUACUCAUGUUCAACCACAUUCUGGGAGUUAAAUGGUGUUCAGAUUUCGAUACAGUGAUGGAAAGUCUAUUUUUGUGGAUUUUUAUGAAAAUGCCUGUGUAAAUAUAUAAAUGAGUGAUAUAUUAUUUUUUCUUUAUCAGUAAAGUUGUUUUUUCUGUACUUUUGUAAGAUGAAGCAACUUUUGGUCAGAUAUAUAUUAUUGAGAAAGCUA